AAAGAGUAGGACGAGUGGAAAGGCAUCGAGGGAGGGAGGGUAUGGACGAUAAGUUUAUAAAUGAGAUGAUGGAAGAAUGGAUAGAGGAUGAUGAUCAUGAUAAUGAUGAUAGGAAAAAGGGUAUAAUGGGAAAGAAGAGUUCUAGUAGUAGUAGUAGUAGUGGUAGCUUUUGCCAGGUGGAAGACUGCUCAAGUGAUAUGAGUCGAGCCAAAACAUAUCAUCGGAGACACAAAGUAUGUGAGUUUCAUGCUAAGGCUCCAAUCGUUGUCAUUAGUGGACGCCAACAACGUUUUUGCCAGCAAUGCAGCAGGUUUCACGACUUAACUGAAUUUGAUGAUGCCAAAAGGAGUUGUCGUAGGCGCUUAGCUGGACACAACGAACGCAGGCGUAAGACCUCCUAUGGAGAAACUUCUGGUUAACGAUAAUGAUAACGAUAAUAUUAUUAUCGCCAAAUAAGAAAUAUAUGUCCGGUAGCAGUAGCGGUAGCCACGCUCCCUCUCUUCUGUCAGUCCCUAAAUAUAUUAUCUAUUUCGAUGCAUGGCCAUACUUGUACUAAAUAACGCAAUGCUAAUAAAUUAAAGAAACCUUCCAGUUCCAGUUA
Messenger RNA from Helianthus annuus (common sunflower), 601 nucleotides. Its product is annotated as squamosa promoter-binding protein 1. The record is from RefSeq and is a predicted model, not a curated record. Gene Ontology annotation, cellular component: nucleus. Bases 42 to 419 code for a protein of 125 amino acids. Gene Ontology annotation, molecular function: DNA binding. Lineage: Eukaryota; Viridiplantae; Streptophyta; Magnoliopsida; Asterales; Asteraceae. The transcript has 2 exons.